AUGCCAGAGAUGCUUGAGCCCGCAGUAUACCAUCCUGCGAGCCUUGGCACAAUGGCCAACUCUCAUCAUGGCUUGUCUCCGCUGGACCAGAGACAGUCACUUAAUGCCCCCGAAGACGAGUCCACAAUAUCCUCCUACUACUUCGAGCCAAGAUAUUCGACCUCUUCGACAUACCUGCCCAGUGCUGUAUCGCCUUCUAGUAUUGACGACUUCCCUACACCCAAGGCACGCUUAUUCGAUAUGACCCCGCAGCCAUCGCCACGCUUUCCUGUUCACUCGGCUACAUAUCCCCCAGUAAAUCGGGCGAGUCGUGCUGACAGCGACUUCGACUCCCUCUACGACAUUACCGAUGACGAGGCUGAGGUACCUCUUCAUGCAUCCGCGUCGGUCAAGAAGCUCGCGACCCAGCCAAGGCAGAGACGCUACCCAUCGAUCGUUAUCCCUUCGCCAUCCGCAUGGCCGACCAUUGAGAAGUUGAAGAGUGCAAACUCGGCGAUGCCCGUUACUCCAUCGCUGGUUCUGACCCCCUCUCGUCGCUUCCUUGACAUGAUCGACUCGCACAAUCUUCAUGUUCCUGCGCACUCAGCUGCCCCCUCUUUGGAUGGUAGCCUCACAUCAGAAGAGAUGGAUAAACUCAGCUGCCCUGCCACUCCAAUCUCGCAACGCAGACGUGGAUCCAUCUCCAGUACCGACUCAUGGGGCCCUGUGCAACUUGACUUGCAGGCCAUGGAGACCCUUCAGCACCUAGGCAAUUCACCAUCGACAGAGCAAUACCAGGAACCUGAGCAACAACAGCCUCAUCCGGUUGAGUCCAGAGGCGAGAUGCAAGAAGUACCCCGACCAAGUCUUGGCUUGAGCAUUCCGUCAACAAUAUUCGGAAAUGGAUCCUCUGGUAGCACACCAAUUUCCGCUCUCUCAGUCCCUUCUCCCGGUGGUUUCUUCUCGUCGCUUCAAUCAACCGCUCGUCACACCUGGAGUAUUCCCAAGCGACAAGAGUCAAUCCCGAACACCUCUACUGCCGAGAGGUUUUACAACCUUCCAUGGGAGAAGGAGAGCCGAAGGAACACUUCUCCGCACCCUGUGCCAGCUGUACCAGCUCUUCCGCCGCGAAACUCGACCCUUGCCGGAUCCACUCUUGACGGUUUCGAUGAGCCCUUGUCGACAUCACGCCCAGUACUUCUCAGUAGCCCGACAGAUGAGAACGUUGAGAUCAAAGAGAUCAACCCCAGCAAGACGAUUUUUCAAUACGAUGAGAACUAUAAUGCCGGAGGUACUGCUAACCUUGAGAUGACUGGCCGGUGGUUAGAGGAACAAGACGAGUUGCAGGCUGCUCUUAGAGACAUGAAUGACAUGAGCUCUCCUAGUCUCUCAAGUGGCGCGCACAGCCGCGGCAACUCAGUUGAGAAAGCCGUGGUCAAGAAGUCGGUCAAGUUUGCGGAUGAGCCUGCUAAGUCUCCGGUGAAGGAGUCAACUGAUGAGCCUAUCGUCACUUACGUCCAAGGCCUUGAGUAUCUUCGUUCCCGGUGCCAAAAGAAGGAUACUUUUAUCCACCGCCAGACUCGUGCUGAGGCCAUGCACGUACAACGCCGUUGCAGUCCUUUGGCGCAUCGCGAUCAGCUCCUGGGCAAGUUUGAGCUUUGUCAGCCAGAUCGCCCAGCGCCUCCGCGUCCUGUUUCUGAGUUCUUCGUCAACGAUCCGACUGUUUUAAAGGAGAGGAUUGCACGUGCACAGAUGGAGCGUCAAGCGCUCGACCAGAUGCUGCCUAUUCAUUGGGUUUUACAAGCCCAGAAGCAACUCAACGGUGGCAAACUCCUCAGCAAGCCUGCAGUUCGAUGCAUCACUCGCGCUAGCGCUCCGCGCGUCCUCGAUGUUGGUGGUAUUGCUACCAAUGAUUGGGCAUGGGAUGUUGCAUACGAUUACCCCUACGCCAAGGUGAUUACCGUCUACACCGCUGGCAACAACAAGUCUUCCAACGUCAAGGGUCCAGACAACCACAAGCACCUCACUGUUCCUAACCUGUGGACUCUCCCCUUCCCUUCUGGUCACUUCGAUGUCGUCUCGGCGCGUACACUAUACGAGCUUCUCAAGACAAGCAAACCCGUCGGCAAGUCAUCAGACGAAUACGACCUGUGCUUGAAGGAGUGCUACCGCUGUCUCAAGCCUGGUGGCAUCCUUGACUUCAGCCUCAUGGAUGCCGAUGUUGUCCAUGCCGGCCGCAAUGCUCAAGCCAUGAGUGUCGAGUUCGGCUUCAACCUCAAGACACGCGGCUACGAUGCGCAGCCCACCAAGACGUUCCUCCCGCGCAUCUCAAAAGCGGGCUUCAGGGACGUACAAAGAGCGUGGGUGCUUCUUCCCAUGGGCAAGACGGCAGCAAACUGGCGCGACACACUUGCUGUUGGCGCCGAGCCAAAGCAUCAAGAGCGUCGCAUCACAGAAGACGGCGAAAUUGAGCUCGAGGAUGCACCAGUGUUUGGUACUACGAUGGAUGCGGCAAUGUUGACGGGUGUAGUAGGAAGCUGGGCAUGGGAAAGGUGGUUGCUUAGGUUGCAAAUGGAGAUGGGCAAGGAUGAGGAGAAGCUACUGGAAGGUGUUGUCAACGUGCUGGAAGAGGGCGCACAAGGCCAUACUGGAUGGCGAACAUUGAACGGCUGGGCGAGGAAGUGA
Molecule: messenger RNA, 2664 nt
Organism: Alternaria postmessia
Lineage: Eukaryota; Fungi; Ascomycota; Dothideomycetes; Pleosporales; Pleosporaceae
Exons: 1
Coding region: 1-2664 (887 amino acids)
Molecular function (GO): S-adenosylmethionine-dependent methyltransferase activity
Source: RefSeq, a predicted model, not a curated record